AAAUUUGGAUUUCCUAAUCUAUAUUUUUUCGUGAAUGAUCUUUUUUUAAAAGUAAUACCAAAAAAACAAAAAACACCCACAAUUAUUUUCAUGAAUCCUUAUAUUAAAUUUGUUAACUACCCGAAAGAUUAUAAUUGGUUUUUAGAGUUAAUUUGGCCUCAACCUAGUCCAUUUGCUGAAACAAUAAAUAGAGAUAUUUAUAGAACUUGGAAUGGAGAAGUGUUAAUUAAUUUUAAAUGGAAUAAUUAUGGAAAAUAUUAUUAUGCAAUCAUUUUAAUUGUAUUUUUAGCUUUACUUGGAUGCUUUAACGUUGCAGCAACAAUAGCUGAUAUGGAUGAAAAUAUUCGAAAUCAACUUUUAAAUGCUACAAUUAUACUUGGAUUUAUUCAUUUGAGUUUUGAAGUUCGUCAGAUUAUUUAUAAUCCUAUUAAAUGGAUCCGUGAUUUUUGGAACAUAUUUGGUAAAUAUAAUAAUUAA
Rhizophagus irregularis DAOM 181602=DAOM 197198 is the source of this 477-nucleotide messenger RNA. The record is from RefSeq and is a predicted model, not a curated record. NCBI's taxonomy places the organism in Eukaryota, Fungi, Glomeromycota, Glomeromycetes, Glomerales, Glomeraceae.